This is a messenger RNA of Trichoplusia ni (cabbage looper), 1127 nucleotides long. It is a transcript of the gene kappaB-Ras, whose product is annotated as NF-kappa-B inhibitor-interacting Ras-like protein. Lineage: Eukaryota; Metazoa; Arthropoda; Insecta; Lepidoptera; Noctuidae. The record is from RefSeq and is a predicted model, not a curated record. Gene Ontology annotation, molecular function: GTP binding; GTPase activity. Gene Ontology annotation, biological process: canonical NF-kappaB signal transduction. The transcript is spliced from 4 exons. The coding region runs from base 154 to 807 and encodes 217 amino acids.
UUUUCUGUCAAUAUUGUCACAGUUGUCAUAAUAGUGGGAUAACAACAAGUAGACGUCCUCGAUAAAGUGAAACUAACUUACGAGUAUUUAAAUGGGAACAACACCAUCCGUCAUUAUGUUUCGAAAGUGAAAUAAUUUAAAAUAAAAAGAAGAAUGGGGAAAACUAGCAAAGUAGUUGUAUGUGGGAUGAAAGGCGUGGGUAAAACCGCCGUAUUAGAACAACUCAUAUAUGGAAAUGUGAGCUAUAAGUCAUCAUUUUACCCGACUAUUGAGGACAUUUAUGUGGCAAAUAUUGAAACUGAUCGGGGUACGAAAGAGAGAGUCUGUUUUUACGAUACAGCGGGAUUGGAGCCCCCGCUUACAGGCGAGUUUAAAGGCCCGCCUCAAUCCCCGACCAUGCAGUUGACAGCCAACCAGGUGCUACAGCGUCACUACCUCGGCUUCGCUGAGGGCUUCGUCAUGGUAUACGACACCACACGACCGGAGUCACUGGAUGUGCUCAUGUAUUUAAAGAAAGACAUCGACAGGAAUAAGGAUAAGAAAGAGGUAGUAAUGCUAGUUAUCGGCAACCGCACGGGUCCAGAUGAUGUCAACUGUUUAGAAAACACGUGUUCGAAAGCGUCAAAUUGGUGCGCGCGGGAAAAGAUCCGCCAUUUUGAAGUCUCAGCCAUGGAUCGGCCAUCUUUAUACGAACCGUUCAUUUUCAUGACUUCGAGAUUAAACCCGGUUCAGAAUAAAACUGCGUUCCCACAAUUAAGUACGCUGAGUAAGUUGACCCAGAAAAAUAACAAAAGUGAAGCUAUGUAACGGUACGUUUUUAGUCUAUGCCCAUUCUGCUAUCAACCGUGAAGGUUGAUCGCGUUGUUUGUGGUUGAGGUGAGCUGUCAAAAUGUGGCGGGAAAUAAUUUUUAAAUUGCCUAAAAUGAAAAUUUAGCUUUGCGUAAACUAAUAUUUAUAAUGUAGAAAUUACAAAGUUUUUGACAAGAUAAAAGUAAAUGAUCCUAAAAUUAGAAAGCUCUUUUUCAUAACAUGUUAUGUAAUUGAUUCAUAGAUAUAUAAGCUUGCGUAGUUGGACUCAUUAGAGAUACAACUUGUCUGAUAUCGGAGACCGAACUACAACAUAAAAC